UUCGUCGUAACAUAAUGAUUAUAUUAUUGUUGUAAAUAUAUUCUCUGUCGUGAGUGAGCUCUAGAACAAACAAUUGAGAUAAAUUUCGUGUUCAUUUACCGCAAGGUAACAUGAAUAUACAUUUUUUUCUGCAUCUUGUGCGUUGCUAGUGAACAAAUCAUGUAACAGUGUAUAAUUUUUUUUACUUCGGAAGUAGUGAUAAUGAUAAAUUACCAACACCUUGGCACAAAUCAUGUCUCCCACCUUCCGUUCGUUAGUGAGACGUGACGCUCCAGUUUCGAAGCCCGAUGAGCCAGCCAUGUCUCCUUCGGCGUCGUUUUCCAGCCCGACCGUCCCCCCACCUACGCCGCCCGCAACUGACGCCGAUGCUAUGAUAACUCCUGAAACUGCAGGUCUGGAAACGCACAUUUUUAAUAACAAACAUUAUCAUCCAUCUCAAGGUCGCACAACUCCCCAUGUGGAACCAGUAACCCCCACGAAUGCGACCAAGGGCAUUUUCGAGGAGAUAAAAAUUCUGGCGGAUAAAGAAGGGAUCGACACUUGGGUGCUAGUAACCAUUUUGAUUGCUGUUUGCAUCGUUGUUCUUGGAAUAUGCUUUUGCUGUAUAAGAAGAUGUUUCCGAAAGCGGAGAGCAAAGGAUGGCAAAAAGGGGAUGAAGGGGGUAGACUUGAAGUCAGUGCAAUUGUUAGGAUCGUCUUACAAGGAGAAGGUUCAGCCAGAUAUGGACGAGCUGACAGAAAAUGCAGAAGAGCCUGAUGACGGAGAGAAGCCUGAGGUUCAGAAACUGGGCAAGUUGCAAUAUAAGCUGGAGUAUGACUUCAACCAAAACAGUUUCUCGGUAACUGUCAUCCAAGCCGAGGACUUGCCGGCUUUGGACAUGGGCGGUACUUCAGAUCCUUACGUCAAAGUCUACCUUCUUCCAGAUAAGAAGAAGAAAUUUGAAACCAAGGUCCAUCGGAAAACGUUGAAUCCCGUCUUCAAUGAAACUUUCGUCUUCAAGAGUCUCCCGUAUUCCGAAGCUAUGAACAAAACCCUCGUAUUCGCCAUCUUUGAUUUCGACCGAUUUUCAAAACAUGACCAGAUAGGAGAAGUGAAGGUCCCCUUGUGCACUGUGGACCUGGCGCAGACAAUCGAGGAGUGGCGGGAAUUGCAGAGUGUAGAAGGAGAAGGUGGUCAGGAAAACAAGUUGGGAGAUAUCUGCUUCUCUUUGAGGUAUGUUCCCACCGCAGGAAAGUUAACCGUCGUCAUUUUGGAAGCUAAGAACUUGAAGAAGAUGGAUGUUGGCGGCUUAUCAGAUCCUUAUGUCAAGAUAGCUCUGAUGCAGAAUGGUAAACGGCUCAAGAAAAAGAAGACUAGUAUCAAAAAGUGCACUCUGAAUCCGUAUUAUAAUGAAUCCUUCACUUAUGAAGUACCUUUUGAACAAAUUCAGAAAGUGAACUUAGUCAUAACAGUAGUGGAUUACGACAGAAUUGGAACAUCAGAACCCAUCGGGAGAGUCGUUUUAGGGUGUAAUGCUAGUGGUACGGAAUUGCGUCAUUGGUCAGACAUGUUGGCUUCACCCCGUAGGCCGAUCGCACAAUGGCACACGUUGAAAGACCCCGAGGAAGAAAAGAAAGACUAAAAAGGAAAUUCGACAACAACGCUGAUACACCAUAAUGAAUAAGAUUAACUCACCUUAUUAUGUACCCCAGCAUGAAAUCUACCCUUGGCGUCGUUUGGAAAAUGACUUCGUUGGUGUUCAUUCAUGUAUCAAUUUGUCUAUUGCUAUUGACACUUGUUGUUGUUUAUGAAAUUCUUUCGAAAGUAU
Leptinotarsa decemlineata (Colorado potato beetle) is the source of this 1807-nucleotide messenger RNA. RefSeq names its product Synaptotagmin 1 (gene Syt1). NCBI's taxonomy places the organism in Eukaryota, Metazoa, Arthropoda, Insecta, Coleoptera, Chrysomelidae. Gene Ontology annotation, biological process: calcium ion-regulated exocytosis of neurotransmitter; synaptic vesicle endocytosis. Gene Ontology annotation, cellular component: exocytic vesicle; dense core granule; plasma membrane. Gene Ontology annotation, molecular function: calcium-dependent phospholipid binding; clathrin binding; SNARE binding. The record is from RefSeq and is a predicted model, not a curated record.